AUGUCCUCCCCCAAAAUCCCCUCCGAACAAUGGGCUCAGGUCAUCGACAAGGUCGGUGGCCCUCUGCAAUACAAGAAGAUCCCGGUCGCAAAGCCGGGCCCUGAGGAAGUCCUCGUCAACGUCAAGUAUUCGGGUGUGUGCCAUACCGAUCUUCAUGCCCUCAAUGGCGACUGGCCCCUCGACGUCAAACUGCCUCUUAUCGGUGGCCAUGAGGGCGCAGGUAUCGUCGUGGCGCGUGGAGAGCUCGUGACCGACGACAUUUGCAAGAUCGGCGAAGCGGUCGGCAUCAAGUGGCUCAACGACUCCUGUUUGUCCUGCACAUUCUGCCAGCAAGCGGACGAGCCUCUCUGCCCGAAUGCCAAGUUGUCCGGCUACACGGUGGAUGGUACAUUCCAGCAAUACGCCAUUGCAUCAGCAAGACACGUUUCCCACAUCCCCGAGGGUGUUCCUCUCGACGAGAUCGCCCCAGUCCUCUGCGCCGGUAUCACGGUCUACAAGGGGUUGAAAGAGUCGGGCGCAAGGCCCGGCCAAACGGUUGGUAUUGUUGGAGCCGGUGGCGGGUUGGGCGCUCUUGCCCAACAAUAUGCGAAAGCGAUGGGUCUUCACACCAUUGCCAUUGACACGGGCGAUGACAAGAAGAAGCUUUGCGAGGAGAUGGGUUCCCAGGCGUUCAUCGACUUUGCCAAAUCCAGCGAUAUCACCAAGGAUGUGAAGGCUGCCACCAAGGAUGGCCUGGGCCCCCACGCUGUCCUCCUUGUCGCCGCCAGCGAAAAGCCUUUCCAGCAAGCCGCCGAAUAUGUCCGUCCCCGUGGUACGGUGGUUGUGAUCGGUCUCCCUGCCAAGGCGUUCAUCCGAGCACCAGUGUUUGAGUCGGUGGUGAAGAUGAUCAGAAUUCAGUGCUCUUACGUCGGUAACCGUCAAGACGGCGUGGAAGCCCUGGACUUCUUUGCUCGUGGAUUGAUCAAGGUUCCAUUCAAGACGGUGGAACUGAAGGAUCUCCCCAAGGUGUACGACUUGAUGCACCAAGGACAGAUCGCUGGCCGAUAUGUGCUGAAGAUUCCAGACCCUGAAUAG
Molecule: messenger RNA, 1074 nt
Organism: Capronia coronata CBS 617.96
Lineage: Eukaryota; Fungi; Ascomycota; Eurotiomycetes; Chaetothyriales; Herpotrichiellaceae
Product: alcohol dehydrogenase 1
Exons: 2
Coding region: 1-1074 (357 amino acids)
Molecular function (GO): zinc ion binding; oxidoreductase activity
Source: RefSeq, a predicted model, not a curated record